UUCUGCUCCUUCCCAUCAUAUGACACGUGAGGUCCGUGAUUCAGAUCGUGAUGCUGCCAGGGAGCCUUGUCCAGAUAGGAUCGUAGAGGAUCUUGGUGGGGCCUUUGGUAUGGGUUGUGUUGGUGGUUUCCUAUGGCAUUUUGUGAAAGGCGCUCGUAACUCCCCUCGAGGGGAACGAUUGCAUGGUGCAUUGUAUUCGGCCAAGACACGGGCACCGAUUCUAGGCAGUAGUUUUGCUGUUUGGGGUGGUACCUUUUCGGCAUUUGAUUGCAGUCUACAGUACAUCCGUCAGAGGGAUGAUCAUUGGAACGCUAUUGCGUCUGGAUUCCUCACUGGAGGUGUAUUAGCAGCAAGAGGAGGAUGGAAGACAGCAAGCAAGAAUGCUGUUGUAGGUGGCAUAUUGUUGGCCAUUAUAGAGGGAGUAUCAGCCUUGCUGAUGAAGAGCUCCUCACAAACACCAAGGGAACAAGCAUUGAUGCAAAUGCAACAAGAGAAGUUAGUACAAGAGUAUCAGGAUAAGCACGCAGCGGCGAAGAAAACAGCUGAGGAGGCAGCUAAGGAUGGGUCUAUGCUCUCUGGUCUUGGCGGACUAUGGGGACGGCCACACAAGGAGAAAACUGAAGGGGAGCCUUCUUCUUCUUCCAGCAGCAUGAGCAGUUUCUCAUCAUCAUCAGAGCCAACUGAUUCGAGCGCAGAAUCGUCGUCGAUGUACACUUUCCAACCGGAACCGACGAGUUCUUAAUUUAUCAUUAAUCGCCGCCCUCAGUAGUAGCAACAGCCUCCCCGUUUCGGCUUGUCGUCUACUAUUCGCAUACCUACUACACCUGUUACUUAUUCCUGUUUGUUUC
Perkinsus marinus ATCC 50983 is the source of this 848-nucleotide messenger RNA. RefSeq lists its product as hypothetical. Gene Ontology annotation, cellular component: mitochondrial inner membrane; TIM23 mitochondrial import inner membrane translocase complex. NCBI's taxonomy places the organism in Eukaryota, Perkinsozoa, Perkinsida, Perkinsidae. Gene Ontology annotation, biological process: protein import into mitochondrial matrix. Gene Ontology annotation, molecular function: transmembrane protein transporter activity. The record is from RefSeq and is a predicted model, not a curated record. The transcript is spliced from 8 exons. The coding region runs from base 20 to 742 and encodes 240 amino acids.